UUGGCUACGUGCACUUAAAAAUUUAACGAUGUAUCAACGUUGUGAAACCGUGUUGAGAAAUUGUUCCAAUGUCACUUCGGUUUUUUAGCUAAUAAAAAAAUUUAAACGUCCAAAACACCCUGGUGCGAUAUCCAGGGGAAAAUGUUAAUGUCUUUGCUCAGCAUUGAAGGUGUUGGGGAAGAAGUUAUUCUCAGCGCAGUCGCCUGUGUACUUGCACUCCUUGUGUUUGGAUAUUACAUGAUGAGAAAUGAAAGACGAGAACAAACUGUUCAUCCUGAAGAGAGGGAAAAUAUGAAUUUACUUCGUGAAUCCAUGAGUGUUGAACCGAGAAGGAGGUACGGCUCACAGAAUCAAUGUCCCGUGUGCCUAAAUGAUAUUGCCUACGAGGUGGAAACCAACUGUGGUCACGUUUUCUGCUGUAGGUGCUGGCUUGCUUACAGAGCCCAUGGAAAUUUCUUGGGGGCAGUCCGUUGCCCUGUUUGUAGACAGCAGGUUACGAUCCUGUUUCAGUGUUUCACCGAGAAUGAAUUGAACCCUACCAGCGGCUCAGAAGAAGAGCCGGAGCUCGGUACGUUCAUCCGCGAAAUUAACAGCUACAAUCGUCGCUAUAGCGGCGAACCCCGACAGUUCUGGGAAACUGUACGCGAGCUUCCCAUUUUGUUUCGUCAUCUCGUAAGUGAAAUCUUUUCGGAGGGUGGCUUCCUCUACUUGUAUCGCCUUCGUGUCAGCCUUCUCGUCGUUGGCUGUGUGAUCUACCUUCUCUCGCCACUUGAUAUCGUGCCGGAAGCCGCAUUCGGCCUUCUUGGCCUUGUAGACGACAUGUUGGUCCUGCUGGUCGUCAGCGUUUUCCUCACGAACGUGUACCGCAAUUACAUAGCUGACGGUGGCAAUAUUUUCGGCCGUCACAAUCAGCCUCCACCUUCGUCCACGUCAAAUUGACUUGAAACAUUAAAGUGCCGCUUAUCUCUUUCUAUUGUAAUCCUGCUCGAUUGUAUAUGUAGUAUCACGUGCUGUUUUUUUAAAUUCUGUUUGCUGGGGCCACUCAUUUGAAAGCACUUUGGGAUGGUGAAUUUCUUCUGCUUAUUUUUAAUCUGUUGUUCUGUACCCAUCCAAGAGAAGGAAUUUGUAUUUAUAGAAAAAUACCGACA
Messenger RNA from Daphnia carinata, 1148 nucleotides. Its product is annotated as E3 ubiquitin-protein ligase RNF170-like. The transcript has 6 exons. The coding region runs from base 142 to 939 and encodes 265 amino acids. Lineage: Eukaryota; Metazoa; Arthropoda; Branchiopoda; Diplostraca; Daphniidae. Gene Ontology annotation, molecular function: ubiquitin protein ligase activity. The record is from RefSeq and is a predicted model, not a curated record.